AUGGUAAAGAUCUAUUUCGGCAGGGAGUUGUCAACUUACACAUUGGAGGAGUUGAAUACGCUUACGCCGCGAGAUGUCAUCAGUAAAAUAGUUCCAAAAGAUCAAGAAGAUCGUUCUGUACUUUCCUACACUGGUCGGUUCUUGAAGCCAGAUGAGCCUCUUAGUACGCACAACAUUCGCGAAAACGAUAUUCUGAGAAUUUUACAAAAUGAUGGAGAGACCCCAGUGAACAAGCCAUGUGAUAAUGGAAUGCUUCGCGAAUGUGAUCGUCUUUUUGACUAUGUACAGAAAGAGGAAUCGGGCUAUAUGCACUUGCGUUUGAUCGCUGAUGUUACCACAACCGAUUACUUGAAGAAUCUCAUGGAAAAGUUCCCCGAACUACGUCAAGAUCCUAUUGCUUGUCACAUACUCAACGAUUACUACCUCCUCAAAGCUAUGGUUACAUUACCUAGUGAUGAAGAAGCACUGGAAAAGUUACGACAAUUCCAUGCUCAGCAUCCUGCUUUAUUACCAGCUAUCAAUUGGUUGUUGAAGAAGAACGCGCAGAAAGGAAGGGGAUCGUCUCAAGUAGGCAGAUUACAUGCUCGAACACCAAGAGGAGUUCACCAAGACGAAUCUCCUUCCCCUGCUGAACCACCGCAGAUCACACAAGAAAUGCUCAGACAGGCCAUGGCGUUGGCUUUUGGCGGUGCGAUACCCGGCGGAUCCGGCCGCAGUGGCACUAGCACCACAUCUCAUCCGGCGUCAUCAGUUCACACUCCCCCGCCUGCACCAAUUCCUGUGCCUCCCGCUACUCCAGAACCAUCCGCUCCGGGCCCUUCGGAUCAUAUCUUGCAGUUGCGUUCGCGUUUCGCUUCGCAACUGACGCAGUUGAACGAGUUCGGCUUUACCGAUGAGGCAGCAAAUUUAUCCGUGCUCGAGUCGGCUGACGGAAAUGUGGAGGUAGCAUUAGAUCUACUAAUUGCUAUGAGGGAAGAAGGCAUGUGAGAGCUUUUCACUGUACUUGAUAUUCCAUCUCUAACCACUUUUAUAUGUACAAAUGUAAGUGUAAUUCGGUUUUGCAUGUACACAAAUUUCUGUGAGAUGAAAGUUUCCUUUGCUUUCCAAUAUUCAGCCUCUUAAUUUUUUGUAUUAAAAAGAAAUUCACAGUGAUCAGGUUUUGUCAGGACUAUACAUACACUUCAGAAUUAUAGUUAGUAACUUGUGCAUUUGUGGGCAUUUUACGUGGUUUUAGGUUUUCUUUUAUCCUAGGGAUUCGUAAAUAAAAUCUUCGAUGAGAG
Messenger RNA from Cylicocyclus nassatus, 1280 nucleotides. The record is from the annotation of a GenBank genome assembly. NCBI's taxonomy places the organism in Eukaryota, Metazoa, Nematoda, Chromadorea, Rhabditida, Strongylidae.